Molecule: messenger RNA, 6439 nt
Organism: Tachysurus vachellii
Lineage: Eukaryota; Metazoa; Chordata; Actinopteri; Siluriformes; Bagridae
Gene: slc12a5b
Product: solute carrier family 12 member 5b
Exons: 26
Coding region: 49-3405 (1118 amino acids)
Biological process (GO): potassium ion import across plasma membrane; chemical synaptic transmission; cell volume homeostasis
Cellular component (GO): membrane
Molecular function (GO): potassium:chloride symporter activity
Source: RefSeq, a predicted model, not a curated record
GUGCACCAGCAGCGAUAGUGGGAGCUCUGGAUCUCUCUCUCCCAGAAGAUGCUCAACAACCUAACCGACUGCGAGGAGGGGGAUGGGGGCACCAACAACCAGGGAGAUGGAAACCCCAAAGAGAGCAGCCCUUUUAUCAACAGCAGCAGCAGCAUUGAUAUUGAGAAGAGCCAGCAGUAUGACAGCAAGCACAUGGCCUUGUUUGAGGAGGAGAUGGACACAAGUCCCAUGGUGUCCUCUUUGCUCAGCAGCCUUGCCAACUACUCCAACCUGACUCAAGGCAGCAAGGAGCAUGAGGAGGCCGAAAAUAAUGAAGAGAGCCGCAAGAAAACAGUGCAGGCUCCUCGUAUGGGCACGGUGAUGGGUGUCUAUCUGCCGUGCAUGCAGAACAUCCUGGGGGUCAUCCUCUUCCUCAGGAUGACGUGGUUGGUGGGGGUCGGAGGCGUCCUGGGAACCUUUUUCAUCGUCUUCAUGUGCUGCUCUACGACUAUGCUGACUGCCAUUUCAAUGAGUGCAAUUGCUACAAAUGGAGUAGUGCCAGCUGGUGGUUCGUAUUAUAUGAUCUCCCGCUCGCUGGGGCCGGAGUUUGGUGGAGCAGUGGGCAUCUGUUUCUACCUGGGAACCACAUUUGCGGGAGCCAUGUAUAUACUCGGCUGCAUCGAGAUUCUCCUGGUCUACAUAGCUCCACAUGCAGCCAUAUUUAAGAUGGAAGGUCUGGACGGCCCCGAAGCCGAAGCCGCGAUGCUCAACAACAUGCGUGUGUACGGCAGCAUCGUUCUCACCUUCAUGUCUCUGGUGGUGUUUGUCGGCGUAAAGUAUGUGAACAAGCUGGCGCUUGUUUUCCUCGCCUGCGUCAUCCUGUCCAUUCUGGCUGUUUAUGCAGGAGUGAUCAAAAGCUCAUUUGACCCUCCAGACUUCCCGAUAUGCGUGCUCGGUGAUCGGACUUUGGUAUCUAAAGGCAUUGAUAUCUGCGCAAAAACCAUUGAGACAGGCAACGGUACAGUUACCACCAAACUCUGGAGACUGUUCUGUAACUCUGACUUCCUUAACGCCACCUGUGAUGAAUAUUUCACCAACAACAACGUUUCUAAGGUGCAGGGCAUUCCUGGCGUCACCAGCGGCAUCAUGGCAGAGAAUCUCUUUAGCAGCUUUAUGAAGAAAAACGACUUCUUAGUGAAGCGAGGGAUUCCUGCCGUGGUCAACCCCGACGCUCCAAUAACCAACAGUAACCGCUAUGUACUAGCAGACAUCACCAGCUUCUUCACCCUGCUGGUCGGCAUCUAUUUCCCCUCAGUCACAGGUAUCAUGGCUGGAUCCAACCGUUCUGGUGACCUGCAGGACGCUCAGAAGUCCAUCCCCAUCGGCACCAUCCUGGCCAUCUCCACCACCUCCGCCAUAUACAUGUCCUCUGUUAUUCUGUUCGGGGCCUGUGUAGAAGGAGUAGUGCUGAGAGACAAAUUUGGUGAGGGGGUCAGUGGGAAUCUGGUCAUAGGUACACUUGCAUGGCCUUCCCCUUGGGUCAUUGUAUUUGGUUCAUUCUUCUCUACCUGCGGGGCGGGGCUUCAGAGUUUGACAGGGGCGCCUCGUCUCUUACAGGCCAUUGCACGAGACGAGAUUAUCCCCUUCCUCAGGGUGUUCGGUCAUGGGAAGGCUAACGGUGAGCCCACAUGGGCUCUACUUCUGACAACCACCAUAUGUGAGAUUGGUAUCCUUAUUGCCUCUCUGGAUGCUGUCGCCCCCAUCCUCUCCAUGUUCUUCUUGAUGUGUUACAUGUUUGUGAACCUGGCCUGUGCUCUGCAGACACUCCUCAGGACGCCCAACUGGAGGCCACGUUUCAAAUUCUACCACUGGGCUCUGUCUUUUCUGGGUAUGAGCUUGUGUCUUUCCCUGAUGUUCAUCUGCUCCUGGUACUAUGCCAUCGUGGCCAUGGUCAUUGCUAGCUGCAUCUACAAAUACAUCGAGUUCUGUGGGGCGGAGAAAGAGUGGGGUGAUGGUAUACGUGGCAUAUCUCUCAGUGCUGCUCGUUACGCUCUGAUGAGGCUGGAGGAAGGACCACCACACACCAAAAACUGGAGGCCUCAGAUCAUGGUGCUGGUUGGUUUGGAUGGCGAACAGAACGUGGAGCAGCCACGCCUCCUCUCACUGACCAAUCAGCUGAAGGCAGGCAAAGGCUUGACCAUUGUGGGAGCCUGUAUUGAGGGCACAUACCUUAACAACCACGAAAAAGCACAGAAAGCAGAACAGUCCCUGAGGAAGCUGAUGGAGACGGAGAAGGUAAAGGGCUUCAGUCAGGUGGUGAUCUCCUCUAACCUGCGUGAGGCCACCUCUCAUCUCAUCCAAGCUGGAGGACUCGGAGGCCUGCGCCACAACACUCUGGUCAUCAAUUAUCCCAAGAACUGGAAGCAGCACGAGGACCAUCAGCAGCUAAGGAAUUUUAUUGAGGUUGUGCGGGAGACCACUGCGGCUCACUUGGCUCUUCUGGUGCCAAAGAACAUUGCUGCGUAUCCAUCUAACGGUGAGCGCUUCACUGAGGGCCACAUCGACGUCUGGUGGAUUGUCCAUGAUGGAGGAAUGCUUAUGCUUCUGCCUUUCUUGCUGCGACAGCACAAGGUUUGGAGGAAAUGCAAAAUGCGCAUCUUUACCGUGGCUCAGAUGGAUGACAACAGCAUUCAGAUGAAGAAAGACCUGAUAACCUUCCUCUAUCACCUGCGACUCGACGCCGAGGUGGAGGUGGUGGAAAUGCAUGACAGUGAUAUCUCAGCUUACACCUAUGAGAAGACUCUGGUAAUGGAGCAGCGGUCACAGAUCCUUAAAGAGAUGCAUCUUACCAAGAACGAGUGGGAGAGAGAGAUUCAGAGCAUUACAGACGUGUCCCGUGGCUCCAUCCGCCGGAAAAACCCAUCGAACCUUCAUCCACCCAAAAAUAUCAGUGAGGAGCCUGCAGGGGGCAGUACUGAGGAGAAACCAGAAGAAGAGGUACAGCUCAUCCAAGGUAAGAACGCCACACCCACCCCGACAAGCCCCAUCACUCCGACUCCUACGGACAAAGGUGCCGUGAGCCCUAGCGAGGAGGUGCAAAUGACCUGGAGCGAUGACUUAGACAAGUCCAAUAAUUCACCUGUGGCUAAAUUGGAGACCACUAAAGACAUGUUUAACAUAAAACCGGAAUGGGAAAACCUGAACCGGUUCAACGUGAGGCGCAUGCACCACGCGCAGAAGCUUAAUGAAGUGAUUGUGAGAAAGUCGCAAGAUGCUAAGCUAGUCCUGCUGAACAUGCCUGGGCCUCCUAAAAACCGCACUGGAGAAGAGAACUACAUGGAGUUCCUCGAGGUCCUGACUGAGGGUCUCAAUCGAGUCCUCCUUGUGCGUGGUGGCGGACGUGAGGUCAUCACCAUCUACUCUUAAUGAACAAGCCCAUCCUCCCUGUGAAGUCUUUUUCAUGCCAUGUUGCUCGAACCAUAGACUGAACAUCCCAGCGUUCCCAGACUCUGCCAUGAGCAAUAGAGCCCCAGCACAUAUCAGACUACUUUGCACUACAUCAUCAGAGACCUCUUUAUUACACCAGCUUAACCAUCAGUCUAGCUCAGCAUUAUUCUCUCUAUCUCUUAAGUUAAGGAACUGCUUUUAUGUUUUUACCGGUUUUUGAAAGUACAUGCAUUGCAUAGAUAGCUAGCUGACUCUCAGAAGGCCGACACCCAAAGUUAGACUCAACCAAACACCAAGAUACUGAUACUUUAAUACUGAGAAAUAAGCAGGUUUAAUUAUCAGUUUAUGAAAACGUCUUCCAGUGUAUCGUCUUACGGCCCGAGAAGCACUUUGAAUCUAAACCACAGAAUGUGUGUGUGUGUUUUGUGUGUGUGUGUGUGUGUGUGUGUGUGUGUGUGUGUGUGUGCUUGGCUUGACUGCUUGGAGAGCCAAACCUUGUAGCUGUCCAUGGGUUCGUGCCAUGGACGUGUCUGAGUAUUGAAAAGUGAUGCUGCCGAGAUGCAUAAGUUUAUCUAAUAAGUAGUUGAUGUUAAUAUAUUGAAGAAGAAAACAAAACAAAACAAAAAAUACAGGGAUGUGAGCUUCUUGGAAACUUGACCAGACCAUGAAGGCAGUUUUAUACUUUUUACACACUUCAGUUCAUAGUAUCCUCUUUACACGGAUGACAGAUAUUAUGAGAUCAUAACGUGAACGAUUCCGAAACGCAUCGGCACAUCACACAUAGAGAUGUACAUACUGUAGUAUAGAUAUAUUCGACAUAUUAUUGCUUUAAAACAGAACAAAAAAAAAAAGAAGUGUUAUGUGACAAAUUUAUCGAUUUCAAAAAGAUAUAGGCAUUUUAUCAGCAUUUUAAAAAAAAGGAGCAGAAAAUAUUCUAAAGGAAUAUAAAAUGUUAAAGUAUAUGUAUAUUGUGAAUAUUUAUCUACACAAAAGAAUAUUAACAUUAUCAGCAAUUUUGAAUGAAUGACUACCAUGAUGAUCACCAGCUUCUGCCAAACACUGAAAUGUGCAAUGUGUGCCAUAUGGACAAAAAAAAUAAAAAAUUUAAAUAGGACCUUACUCUUUAAACGUAACCAAGUGAAGAACGAACACUGGGUAUAUUAUAUCCCUAUAAUAAGCUAAUGAGGCACUAUACUAGGGCUUCGUUCAUUUUUGUAUGGUUUAAAUAACGCACCAAACAAAAGCAAAAAAAUUCAAACAAAACCUAAACCCACUGUACAGCAACACUCUAUUUUUCACAGUGUUAUGUUAUGUUAUGUUAUAUUAGAUUGAAUAUUCUUGAUGUAAGAGCAACCCACAUAUUCAAAAGCAUUGUUCUAUGUUUACUUAGAGUAGAAGUGUGUAUAUAUACAGUAUAUCCAUAUAUCCUCUUUUUUUUUUUUUUGGAAAAUUACAAAGGCGAAACUGUUUACUGAGUAUACUCUUGAAAAAAAAAAGUAAUUCUUGUGUCUUGUGUAAUUGUGAAGGUGAAGGAGAGACUAGAAUCCAAUUGCACUGAGGAUUCUGUUAUCUGACACAUUAUAAGAAUCACACCAACCGCAGGCUGUGUAAAUGAGGCAGGAAGCUGGUUGAAAUUAAGAGCAUUGCUUGACUGCUUUUUUUCACAUAAGCUCAUGUUCAUCUAGUGUACGCUUUGGAGAAAAGGUAACGUUCGAGAAGGUCGGAAUUAUCGGCCCUUACUAAAAAAUCGCAGACUUUUCACAGGUGCGCUACAGGCUUUUAAAAAUUAAUUCCACGUAAAAAUAAAUCAGUGGCAUUACUAAAAAACUCAUGUGAAAAUAAAUUGUGUUUGUGAAAAAUAACUUGUGAAAAUGGUAAAAAAAAAAAAAAAAAAAAGCACUUAAAUUUGUACUGUAAAAUAGAAUUAACAUAUGUGAAGAAUUUUACAUAUGUGAAAAAUGUAUGCGGGAAAAAUAAUGUGUGAAAAUAAAGGAAUCAGUGAAAAAUUCCCAUGUGGAUAUAACGUAAUCACGUGGAAAAGUAAUUUAAUCAUAAAAAACUAAAAAUAUCUGUGAAAAAAAUCACAUUUGAAAAAAUUAAAUCACAAAAAUAAUGCAUGUGCAGUCAUGUAAAAUUAUGUUAAUUGGGGGAAAAAAUCUAAACUGAACAUGGACUUCAUGUAAUGGACUUAUAUUUAAGGGUUUAAAAAUAUAAUGUGAAAAUAUUACAUUGAAAUUACAUGAGAAAAUAAUGACAUGAAAAAAUCACCUAACUGAAAAAUCAUGUGGGAAAAUAACUUAAUCAUGAAAAAAAAAAUCAAAUGUGAACAUAACUUAAUUGUGAAAAGUCAUAUGAGAAAGUAUUUUAAUCAUGAAAAAUCACAUGUGAAAAUAACUUAUUUGUAAAGAAUUGUAAGAAAAGGUAUUUUAAAUCAUGAAAAAUGACGUGUGAACAUGACUCAAUUGUGAAAAAUUGUGGGAAAAUGACAAACAUAAAAAAGGGCAAAAAAUAACGUUAGAAGAAAAUUGUUGUGGGACGUGGAAUUAAUUGUGUUCUGGAGAAAAUCGCACGUGAAGAACAAACAUGAGAACUGUGAAUAAAUGAACUGGUAAAAAAUAUUUAGCAUGAAAUAUAUUUUACAUGUAAAUAAGGCUGACGUGAAAAAAAAUCACAUUUAUAUAACCUCAUCUUUGUGGGGAAAUUUGCAUGUGACAAUAGAAAACGUAUAGUUGCACUACAACUUUAAAAUGUGUGAAGCCUAAACAUGUGAAGUAUCAAAAUCCCACCUGUGAAAUUCUUGUGACUUUUCUCUAAGGGUGGAAAAUCUCUCCGUGGUGGUUAUACAGGUUUUCUGGCACUUUAGUCACAUUAACUUACAGGCGACGCCUUUGUGAGAACUUCACUAUCGGUACAUGUUACUAGCAGACUACCUAUCAUACGACUACAGUGUACAGGUUUAGUGAAAACAAAAAGGACACCAUUUCAGAUGUGAACUUUUACCACCUUCCCUAAA